AAUGCCUCGCUUUGAUGAUCGAUAUGGAAACACUCGCCUCUACGUUGGCCGCUUGUCAUCUAGAACUCGCACCAGAGACCUUGAGCGUCUCUUUAGCAGAUACGGAAGAGUACGAGAUGUUGAUAUGAAGCGCGAUUAUGCCUUUGUUGAAUUUAGUGAUCCUCGUGAUGCUGAUGACGCAAGACAUUACUUAGAUGGACGAGACUUCGAUGGAAGUCGCAUCACUGUGGAGGCUUCCAGAGGGGCACCUCGUGGUUCUCGGGACCCUCGAGAUAAUGGUAGUAGAGGUCCACCUCCCGGUUCUGGCCGCUGUUUUAACUGUGGUGUUGAUGGUCAUUGGGCUAGAGACUGCACAGCUGGGGACUGGAAGAACAAAUGUUACCGUUGUGGUGAAAGAGGACACAUUGAGAGAAACUGCAAGAACAGUCCUAGUCCUAAGAAGGCCAGGGGUGGUGGAAGCUACUCCAGGUCACCUGUUAAAUCCCGUUCCCCUCGCCGCAGAAGAAGCCCAAGCCGUAGCCGUAGUUACAGCCGUGGUCGUAGCUACAGCCGAUCACGGUCCCCAGUGAGAAGAGAGAGAAGCGUGGAGGAUAGAUCACUCAGCCCCAAGGCAAUCGAGCGAUCCGUAUCUCCCAGAGGCAAAGACCAAAGCAUGAGUCCAGAGCGGAGAGUUAUAGAUGCAAGCCCAAAACGUGAAAAGCAAGAAGGAUCAGACUAUGAAGGUAGCCCAAAAGAGAAUGGUAAUGGCAAAAGCUCUGUGAGUCCCAUUGUAAGAGGUGAAGACAGUCCUACUGGACUUGAUGGUCAGGACAGGAGUCCUGUUGAUGAUGAGGUUGAGCUUAACCGUUCUUCCCCUAAAGGCAGCGAGUCACCAUGAUGGCUCAAUGCUUCAACUGUAUGUCAGUGGAUGAUGCUGUUCCUUCCUUGCCUUGAUCCUUUUGUUGGCUCGCUGUUGUGUCUUUAGACAGCUUUCAAACUGUUAGCUUUCAUACAAUUUUUGUUUGCAAAACAUAUUUAUAAGACUUUCGUUCGACUCUUGUAAGAAUAAAGCUUCGAAUAUUUAUGCAUUUUCUUAUUAUAUUCAGG
Messenger RNA from Eruca vesicaria subsp. sativa (arugula), 1086 nucleotides. Lineage: Eukaryota; Viridiplantae; Streptophyta; Magnoliopsida; Brassicales; Brassicaceae. The record is from the annotation of a GenBank genome assembly.